Messenger RNA from Aureococcus anophagefferens, 2926 nucleotides. It is a transcript of the gene Hypo3, whose product is annotated as selenoprotein. The transcript is spliced from 2 exons. The record is from RefSeq and is a predicted model, not a curated record. Lineage: Eukaryota; Pelagophyceae; Pelagomonadales; Pelagomonadaceae.
AUGGAGCCCCUCGACGAGCGCCUGGCGAAGGUGCUGCCGGCGCACUUCAAGGCCGAGAAGGCCCUGGUAGUGCGCAAGAACAUCCACAUGACGUCGAACGUCGUCACGGAGGUCGCCGCCGGCGCCGUGGUCAAGCUCGACAGGGUGCGCAAGCUGCCCGGCGACCCGAAGAAGCUGCGCGGCCGCGUCGUCGUCGCGCCGGCGGCCGGCUGGGUCACGGUGACGAGCAAGAACCUGACGCGCGUCGACGCGUCCGCGGCGCCCGCCGACGACCGCGAGGACUGGGAGUACGACCCGAGGGACUCCUACGACCACUACCUCACCAGAGCCGAGCGCUGCGCGUGGCCCGCGGCGAAGCAGCGCGCCAAGGUCGCCAAGCUGCUGGAAAAGGAGUUCCCCACCGUGAAGCUCCCGGCGGCGGCGCGGACGAGCUGGUCCGUGAGCCGCAUGCGCGCUUUUUUGGAGUCGAAGGGCGCCAAGGGCCGGCCCCACGCGGUCGUCGGCGUCGCGGCCGGCGGCGACCCCUGGGCCGCGGCGCAGGCCGAGUACCGACUGGCCAUGGAGGGCGUCGAGCGCGAGGCCCUGCGCGCCGUGGAGCGGGACAACCGGGAGUGGUGCAAGGCCUGGGACGAGGACCGCUUCCGCGGCGCGUUCCUCCGGCCCGAGCUCGCGUCGCGCGUCGACGACUGCCGGCGGGCCCUGCGGUUCGCGUCGUCGCCGGGCCUCGAGCGCUGGCUGCGCGAGGGCGGCAAGCCCAACUGGGACGGGCCGCGCGACUGGCUGCCGCCGAACGGCGGCUGGGGCGACCCGCUGCCGUCGAAGACGGAGAAUCUGCUCGGGCGCCUGAAGAGCGGCACGCGGCGCGUCGAGCGCCUCGACGAGCUGACGGGCACCUGGCACGGCUUCCGCCGGUCCUACCUGCCGGGCGCCAAGCCCGUGGCGCUGCGGCCCUACGACUUCCGCACGUACCGGCACCUCGCGAGCGAGUGGCGCCGCGACAAUCUCUUGAGACGGAGCGGCGCCCUGCCCGUGGAGCACGUCAAGGCGCCCUACGACGGCCUGCUGCCGCGGCUCCCCGGCGACAAGGACGCGCCGGAGCCCUGGGAGAAGAAGCUCGACGAGCGGUGGACGACGCUGCGCGACUUCGCCGACGCCCACCUCCCCGGCCCCGAGGCCGCGACGCCCUACCCGGAGGUCGACGACGCCGCGGCUGAAGCCCUCGCGGGCCGCUGCCGGCACCGGCCCUGCGUCUGCCAGUGCCUCUCCGCGGACGUCGACGUCGACGACCCCGUCUUCUCCGUCUUCGCGUCGCUCCCCGCGGUGCCGCCCCACUUCGAGGCGCCGACCCAGCACCUCCCCUACCAGCCGACGAACCGCAUGGCGGCCCACCUCGCCAAGUGCAAGCCGCCGAUCCUGCUCGCGGCGCACCUCCAGUCCGACGACGACAAGACGGAAUACGAGUCGUCGACGGACGACGGCGAGUGGCAACCCGAGUACGACACGCGCCUCGAGACGCCCGACGCCCUCUACCCCGGCCGCUUCGAGCUCCACGUUUUACCCGCCCUCGGCGGCGAGCGGUUAAGCCAGCGGGGCGGCGCCGCGUGGCACGUGCUCGUCCACGGCCGCGUCCGAUGGUGCCUCCUGCCGCCGAACGGCGGCCGCUACGUGAAGCGGCGCUACCACGAGCUCCAGCGGGCGCCGCCGAAGCCUGCGGCGUCCUGCCGGCACCAGGACUUUGUGAGCGGCCUCGACUGGUUCCGCUCCGAGUUCGAGACGCUGGCGGACCCGGCCGCGCGCGUGCCGCUCUCGGAGAUCGUCCAGGAGGCCGGCGAGGCGCUCUGGGUCCCCGAGGGCUGGAGCGCCGCGCGGCUGGCGCUGAAGCCCUCCGUGGGUUUCGCGUUGGACGUCGGGAGCCUCAACGCGCCGGGCCCGCGGGGGAACCCGCCGGGCAUCAUGGACGACGACAGGCCCGCGCGGCCGUCCAUCUUCACGAAGCACACGGACCCGGAGUAUCUCGAGAGCGACUACUCCUGGAUCCCCGACGACGCCUUCCUCAAGCAGCUCGAGGGCCUGAACACGAAUCUCAAAAAGGCCAUGGACGAGGCCGCGGAGAAGGCCGCGGCCAAGUGGGCCGAGCAGAAGUUCGAGUCCGGCGAGUGGAUCCGGCCCGAGAACAUCGCCGCGGCGGCCGCGGAGGCCGUGCGCCAGGUCGACGAGCUCCUCCCGCCGCCGCCGCCGGACUCCAUCGCCGCCGCGGAGCCGUCGGAGAUGCUCAAGCGGUGGGCCGCGAGCCCCUUCCACCCGGACCAGAACCCGCGGCUCGUGUGCCAGUCCGAGGACGACGAGCAGAUCAUCAUCAACAUCGUCUUCCGCGAGGCCGUGUGCAUCCACAGCAUCAACAUCGUGGCGCCGCCCGGCGAGGAGGCGCCCAAGGAGGUGAAGCUCUUCUGCAACCAGCCGUCGCUCGGCUUCCCGGACUGCGAGGACGGGCCCUGCGCGCAGGCCCUGAGCCUCACGGCCGAGGACCUCGCGGCGGACCGCGUCAACGAGCUGAAGAUGGCGAAGUUCAACUACGUCAACAUCCUCACGGUCUUCGUCGGCGAGACGCACGGCGACAGCGUCUGCUCGAUCAGCUCGAUCAAGCUCAACGGCAAGACCCGGGAAUCGACGAACAUGGCCAACUUCAAGAAGGUCGGCUGAGGCUAGAGAAGCGCGCGCGGCCCCGACGGGCCGCGCGUGCCGCUCUCCCUCGGCAGACACCGCCGGCGGGUCCCGACCUCGAACGAACGAACCAUGACGGCCGCCCGGAACUGUUCCUCCGGAACUCCGGGCGGCCCGACCUCUCCUUCGACGGACCCGCCACCCUCCCCCCCUCGCCCCCAAGCGACCGCGCCGCCGGUUCCAGCCUAAGACGCCGGGAUCAGGC